AUGGCCGAAGGCGAGCGCACAGCUCUGUCGUCGUCGUUCUUGUGCUCGCCGAUCCCCAAAGACCCGUCGCAAGUCUUCUUCGUCGACAAGAGCAGCUCGGUGCAGUCGCAAGGCGCAUCGAGCGACAGUUUCAUGGACGAUGCAAAGGCGCCGUCGAAGAGCAGCAGCGCCGUCUCACCGGAGCGUGCGUCGCUGCCGCAGGGGCGUGAGCAGGAGCGGAGAAACAAAGCCAAACAGCAGGAAAGUACGGCGAGCGGCGGCGUGCGGGAGAAGAAGCGCCAGCGCCUUGCGACUGAGAGUUUCGCAGUGUCCAAGAACCAAGAGCUGAAGCGAGAGGCGGACGUGCUUCGGAUUCAGCUCGAGACCAAUUCGCAGCGACAUCAGAUCGAGCUGAAGGAGCGAGACGUGCAGCUGGACCAGCUGCGCCGUCAGUUGAAGUAUGCGGUCGCGGCAGAAGAAGGGACGAUGAAGGAGAUCAAGGCGAUGACGAACGAAUACUCGGCUGAGAAACUGCAGCUGGAGAAGAGAGUGGUGGAGUUGGAAGCGCAGUUGAAACUUGUAGAAGGGAAGCUGAAUGAGUGGAAAGAGAAAGCUCUGGAAACGACUGAUGAGUUGCGCAUGCAGACAAGGCAGUCUGCCAUGAAGAUCCAGCUUUUGCAAGACGAGCUAGAAGCUGCUCAAGACUCGUCGUCGACGUCCUCCCAGAGCGAGGACAACAUUCUCGAAUCGAAGAUUCGUUUGCUAGAGUCCCAACUCAAACAGAAAAGCGUAGAGGCUGAGCACAUGGCAUCCAGCAUGCUUGGCGCACAAGAAACGAUGGAGAAUGCACGAGAAGUCCGGGAGCUAAAUGAGCAGAUCAUGCAGCUGCAGUCGACAGAGCGCAAGCUUAAGGCUGAGUUGGUGGACUUGAUCGAGGCGUCCCGAUCGUCUUCUGUUUUGCAAGAAAAGCUGUACCGAAUGACUCGAAAACUUCAGCAGAGCGAAGAACGGAACGCUCAGUCGCUCAAACGCAUUGAGAAGGCAAAGCUUGUGGAGGAGGUACAUAAAGAGUUCUACGACUACUUCGACCAGAUUGUGAAAGAAGCAAAGACUAGUGUAACGCUGGACGACCUGCAACACCGACCGGCCGCAGCGGUGGUUGAGCUGUACAAAGCGCGUCAAAAUGCAUUCGAGAUGCUGUUCGAACAAAAGAACAAUGUGGAGAUUCAGUGUCGGCGGCUAGAGAAGCGUUGCGAAAAGCUUCAGAUCGAUUUGAUCACGUCCGGUAACAACUGUGCGAAACUUGAAAUGCAGCUAGCUGGAAUCCAAGAAAAGGUGAACGGGUCCAAUGAUGCGACAACACAUUUGCGUAAGAUCAACGCCGAGCUGGUAGAGAUUCUCGAAACAUAUGGUAAGGAUCUGGAUGACGAAGCUGGGAAUGAAUACUCGUCAAAGCGAGUGUCCCUGCUGGAAUCUGCACUAAAGCAGUCUGAAGAGUUGAUAAAGGGCAUGGAAGUUGCUCAGCAGUCGAUGGCAACACCUGUUAUUGUCAAAAAGUAUGAAGCACGGAUCGAGCGACUGGAGAAGGCGCUGGCUCAUAUUGAGCAAGACAACGGGUAUCUGAGAAAGCAUCUUGAAAAGGCCGAGAUGGAGCUGGCAGUUUUUGAGAAGCGGCUAGGCAAAGGCGAGUUCAAUGUCGAAACGACCAAGAUUGUACAUUUGGCCGUAAACCCAACACGCGAGCUGUUGCAAAGCAAGACCACGUCCAAUGACGUUGAAAGUUUGCGUCGUGAAAACGAGGCACUGCGUGCUCGACUCAUCAAGCUCACUGAUGGCGGCGACGUCGAGUCCCCGGGUGUCUGCGACGAAGACAAGCUUACCACAACGACUUCGUAUGACACAGUGGACGGUCUCAGGAAGCUCAACCAGCGCCUGAAGCAGGUGUUCGGCGAUCAAAUUCGGCAAUAUCGGGAGGCGGUGCACUUGCUCACUGGCUACAAGGUAGACUUGAAAAAGAGCAAUGGAACGGAGUUGCUGCGCCUACGUUCCAUGUACGCCGAGCACGACGACGACGAGCUGUUGAUUCGCAUGGAAGCCAGCGGAUCGUUGGAGCUGUUGGACAGCGACUUUUGCUCGCGCAUCAACCAGCGUGUUUUUGCGUAUUUGACGACAUGUCGGUCGUUCCCAGCCUUCUUGUCCACGCUCACGCUGCACUUGUUCGAGAAGCAGACCUUCCAGGGCAACUAG
Molecule: messenger RNA, 2226 nt
Organism: Hyaloperonospora brassicae
Lineage: Eukaryota; Oomycota; Peronosporomycetes; Peronosporales; Peronosporaceae
Source: the annotation of a GenBank genome assembly